Molecule: messenger RNA, 789 nt
Organism: Prosopis cineraria
Lineage: Eukaryota; Viridiplantae; Streptophyta; Magnoliopsida; Fabales; Fabaceae
Product: senescence-associated carboxylesterase 101-like
Exons: 3
Coding region: 1-789 (262 amino acids)
Biological process (GO): defense response
Molecular function (GO): carboxylic ester hydrolase activity
Source: RefSeq, a predicted model, not a curated record
AUGACCCAGAAUCAAUCUAAAUUAUUUAGCUGUGGAUUAGAGUUGGCAUCUUUCGUGGCCAGCUCUGACCUUCUCACUUCUUCAUGUAAGCUUAUCUCAGAUCUGGAUGCAGAAUCACAUUCAGACCAGAAUCUGUUUUGCGAAAAAGUUAGCGAAGAAUCAUGUUUGACAAUUAUAAUUAUAGCGUUUGGGACAACCCAAAAUCAUGUUCAAUCUGCUUUGCUUCCUUUUUCGAUCGACAUGAAUGACAAUCCCUUCAAAUUUAUCUGUUCCAAAGCCAACCCCAACUUCUCCCUUAAUCAAUCUAAAUUUACCCUGUUCAAUGAAUACCGAACUGAGCUUGGUCAACUAAAAUCCAAGAAAAGAUGGAUCCGGAAAAGAAACAUAAACGUCCACUCUGCAUUACCACUUCUUGGAGACCAAAAGCUUCAACAAUAUUCAUCUCAAAGUUCUUAUUUGAACUCUUGCUUACUAAAUGUGAUCGCUCUCAAGGAACCAUGUCUUGCCUCUCCAAUUUCUGAUGAGUACAGAUCUUUUGGAUUAUUCCUCUUCUGUUCUGAUCAUGGCUCUGCUUGUUUUGAGAACCACGAUUAUAUUCUGAAGAUUCAAAAGGGCACGAGUCAGCUGAAUCCAAGAUUGCAAAUUCAUGAUUAUAGAAAUGUUGUGGAGAAUCUCAAGCACAAGUCAAUCAAAGACUUUGGUGUUCCCAACAGUAUCACUAAUUCUAAUCAACUCAAGGCAUGCCUCAGUUUGCAGUUAUGUGCUCUGGGAUUUCCACAAUUGCAGUAG